This is a messenger RNA of Prorocentrum cordatum, 479 nucleotides long. Lineage: Eukaryota; Dinophyceae; Prorocentrales; Prorocentraceae. The record is from the annotation of a GenBank genome assembly.
GCCCCCCCCCCCCCCCCCUCCGCGCGAUGGCGACCACCAUGUUCCGCGCCCCCCGGAUGGUGGCGGAGAGCGGCGCCUGGCUGGAGGGGCUGUCGAAGAGUGAGGCGGUGCAGAUGCUCGUCGUCCUGCCCUGGGCCGUGGUGAUCCUGUCCAUCCUCCUGCACGCGGCCCUCUACGCCACGCACCUCCGCUUCCACAGGCUAACCGUGGAGGUCGACUAUAUCGAGCGCGGCAUUCACAUGGUGUUGGCUGCUGCGUGCGGCCUGUACCUCCUGGUCGCCCUCCUCUGCGAGCGGGCCUGCUCCUGCUGCCGCAGGCAGGGCCCCAGGCGGCCCAAGGAGGGCUGGGCUGCGUUGGUGCCUCUCCUGAUGUGCGCGCUGUUCUCUGCGGCCUACGCGGUCAGCAGGCAUGCCGAGAACCUCAGCCAGAAGCGCUCGCGCUUCAUGUUCAUCCAGGGCUCCCUCCAGUUUCGCGCAGGU